AUGGCUACUCAGUCUAUCUCCUCGUCUCUUGCUGUCGAGACUGGUCACAGUCCUGUGGAAUCCCCAACUACAAACACUGAUCAAUCCGCGAACACCGCCCAGCAGCAGUCACAGGUUGUUGUAGACGGGUUUAUGCUUGAGCGUUAUAUAGCGGAGUCCUGCCGAACAGAACUACCAUUUGCGGACGUGCUCAUGAGGUCAAACAAGUGA
Molecule: messenger RNA, 210 nt
Organism: Pochonia chlamydosporia 170
Lineage: Eukaryota; Fungi; Ascomycota; Sordariomycetes; Hypocreales; Clavicipitaceae
Exons: 2
Coding region: 1-210 (69 amino acids)
Source: RefSeq, a predicted model, not a curated record